Messenger RNA from Sebastes umbrosus (honeycomb rockfish), 3002 nucleotides. It is a transcript of the gene ddr2l, whose product is annotated as discoidin domain receptor family, member 2, like. Gene Ontology annotation, biological process: cell surface receptor protein tyrosine kinase signaling pathway; positive regulation of kinase activity; protein phosphorylation. The record is from RefSeq and is a predicted model, not a curated record. Gene Ontology annotation, molecular function: ATP binding; protein tyrosine kinase collagen receptor activity; collagen binding. NCBI's taxonomy places the organism in Eukaryota, Metazoa, Chordata, Actinopteri, Perciformes, Sebastidae. Gene Ontology annotation, cellular component: signaling receptor complex; membrane.
CCUCCUCCUCGGAAACAGGAUGUGAUGUAAAUACACAGUAACUUUUUUUCCUCGGAGUUCAGCAGCUCUUCUUCUUCUUCUUCUUCUUCUUCCACUUUUUUGAAGGAAAACUAGCAGCAGGAGAAACAAAAGAAGAAGUGGAUCCAGUCGGACGGUGAUCCAGCAGCAGGAUUACACUUUGAUCCACUAUGAUCCUGGUCUGAUCCUCUGAGCUCCGAACCACCGAACCGACCGAACCGCCGGACCGGAGCCCGACCAACGCGGAUCAGACCGGAGAGAAGGAGCCUCGCUGCUGCUGUGGAUCCGGAGGGAACCCGCGGACAGAGAUGUAGCGUGUGUGUUGGUGUGAUCGGCGGACCAUCAUGCACCUCUUCUUGCUGCUGAUCCUUCAAGCCACAGCAGCCUUCGGACAGAUCGACCCCGUUCACUGUCGCUAUGCCUUGGGCAUGGAGGACGGACGGAUUAAAGACGAUGACAUCACAGCAUCCAGCCAAUGGUACGAGACCACGGGACCACAGUACGCCAGGUUGAAUCGUGAGGAGGGGGACGGCGCCUGGUGUCCUGAGGGACAGCUGGAGCCUUCAGACAGUCAGUACCUGCAGGUGGACCUGGGCCGGUUGACCUUCCUGACGGUGGUCGGGACUCAGGGACGAUACGUCAGGUACUCCGGGAACGAGUUCGCCCGAACUUACCGCCUCAACUACAGCCGGGACGGCCUGCUGUGGAAGUCCUGGAGGAACCGGCUCGGCAACACGGUGAUGGAGGGCAACAAGAACGCCUACACCUCCGUCAUCAACGACCUCUACCCUCCGAUCGUCACCCGCUACGUCCGUCUGAUCCCCGUCACCAAGCUGUCCACCACCGUCUGCAUGAGGGUGGAGCUGUACGGCUGUCCGUGGGAGGACGGUCUGAUCUCCUACAGCGCUCCGGAGGGUCAGCUCAUGAUGCCGCCAGGUUAUCCCAUCGCCAGCCUCAACGACUCCACGUAUGACGGCGCUCACGAGAGGAGGAGGCUGCUGGGCGGGCUGGGUCAGCUGACGGACGGCGUGAUCGGCCUGGACGACUUCCUGCUGACGCGUCAGUACCACGUGUGGCCGGGCUACGACUACCUGGGCUGGAGGAACGACUCGCUGAGCAGUCUGGGAUACGUGGAGAUGGAGUUCGUCUUCGACCGCCAGAGGAACUUCACCUCCAUGAAGGUUCACAGUAACAACAUGUUCUCCCGCGGCGUGAAGAUCUUCUCCUCCGUUUCCUGUUGGUUUAAGCCCCGCCUCAUCGCCGGAUGGGAAGCGGAGCCCGUGGCGUUCAAGACGGUGCUGGACGACAGGAACCCGAGCGCCCGCUACGUCACCGUGCCGCUCAACCGCCGCGCCGCCAAAUCCCUCCGCUGCCGCUUUUACUUCGCCGACGUCUGGAUGAUGUUCAGCGAGAUCUGCUUUCAGUCGGAGGACACCGUCCUCCCGACCCUGAUGACCUUGGGGUCGACCUCCCCUCCAGUGAAGAAGGAGAGCACCAUGUCCACCACACCUGUGACAGCGGUCAGUCCCUCAGCCAGCGAGCCGCCAGAUGACGGGAACACGCCCGUCCUGAUUGGCUGCCUGGUGACCAUCAUCCUGCUGCUGGUCAUCAUCAUCUUCCUCAUCCUCUGGUGCCAGUACGUCUGCAAGGUGCUGGAGAAGGCUCCACGUCGGAUCCUCGACGAGGAGGUGACAGUCCGCCUGUCGUCCUGCAGCGACACCAUCAUCCUCCAGACCCCCCCGGUACCCCCCCGCUCUGGCCACGCCUCCACAGGCCCCGCCGCCAACACCGACCCUCACUACGAGAGGGUCUUCCUGCUGGACCCGCAGUACCAGAACCCGGCGGUGCUGAGGAACAAGCUGCCGGAGCUGUCGCAGAGCGCCGAGGCCUCAGCGUGUGGAGGAGGCUACGCCGAGCCCGACGUCACCCAGUGCACGCCGCACCAGUGUUUCCACAGCAACGCGCCGCACUACGCCGAGACGGACAUCGUGCGGCUGCAGGGCGUCACGGGCAGCAACAUGUACGCCGUCCCCGCCCUCACCGUGGACUCGCUCACCAGGAAGGACAUCUCCGCCGCCGAGUUCCCGCGGCAACAGCUGAUCUUCAGGGAGAAGCUGGGGGAGGGUCAGUUUGGAGAGGUCCACCUGUGUGAGGCCGAGGGACUCCCAGAAUUCCUUGGGGAGGGGUCGCCUCUCCCUGACAGAGAUGGUCGUUCGGUGCUGGUGGCUGUUAAACAGCUGAGGGCCGACGCCACCAGCCAAGCCAGGAACGACUUCCUGAAGGAGAUAAAGAUCAUGUCUCGUCUCAACGACCCGAACAUCAUCCGGCUGCUGUGCGUGUGCGUGUCGUCCGACCCGCUGUGCAUGGUGACGGAGUACAUGGAGAACGGAGACCUCAACAUGUUCCUGUCUCAGCGGGAGAUCGAGAGCACGCUGACGCACGCCAACAACAUCCCUUCAGUCAGUCUGUCCGACCUCCUCCACAUGUCGGUGCAGAUCUCGUCUGGGAUGAAGUAUCUGGCGUCUCUGAACUUCGUGCACCGCGACCUGGCCACCAGGAACUGCCUGCUGGACCGCCGCCUCACCAUCAAGAUCGCCGACUUCGGGAUGAGCCGGAACCUGUACAGCAGCGACUACUACCGCAUCCAGGGCCGGGCGGUGCUGCCCAUCCGAUGGAUGGCCUGGGAGAGCAUCCUGCUGGGGAAGUUCACCACGGCCAGUGACGUGUGGGCGUUCGGCGUCACCCUGUGGGAGAUCUUCACUCUGUGUAAGGAGCAGCCCUACAGCCUGCUGUCAGACGAACAGGUCAUCGAGAACACUGGCGAGUUCUUCAGGAACCAGGGCAGACAGAUCUUCCUCUACGGCCCUCCGCUCUGCCCUCCUUCUCUCUUCGAGCUGAUGAUGCGUUGUUGGGGUCGCGACAUCCCCGACCGACCCACCUUCGAGGGUCUAUACCAAGCCCUGAGGCCCCACGUCAACCAGUGA